UACUCAGUUUUAACAAACCCCAUUUUCUUGCCUUUUGAAAAAGAGCAAUUUGGGGUUAUCUUAAAAGUUUCUUUAUUUGAAUGUUUCAAGACUCAUUGUCUCUAUAUAAAGUUACAAUCUUUCUUGACAUUUUAAGCUUUACAUGUGGAAUUUAGCAAGAUUUUCCAGUUCUUGGUAGCCAUUAACUGAUUUUUUUUCUCUGUUUCUAUCAGGUGUUUCUGCAAUUAGGGGAAGUUGAAAAUUCAUUUUUUUCUAUAUAAAAUCAAGAAUCUGAUUUAUUAAGGAUGAGUGGAGCUGUGCUGAUUGCACUGGCUGCAGCCAUUGGCAACUUGUUGCAAGGAUGGGACAAUGCGACAAUAGCAGGGUCUGUUCUUUACAUCAAGAAGGAAUUCAAUUUGCAAACACAGCCAACCAUGGAAGGGCUAAUCGUCGCGAUGUCUCUAAUCGGAGCGACAGUAAUCACGACAUUCUCGGGACCCGUAUCCGACAUGCUCGGGAGACGUCCAUUGCUUAUAAUUUCAUCAGUACUUUAUUUCCUCAGUGGAUUAGUGAUGUUAUGGUCUCCAAAUGUUUACGUGUUGCUUUUAGCAAGGCUCUUAGAUGGAUUCGGAAUUGGUCUUGCUGUGACGCUCGUUCCAGUGUAUAUAUCUGAGACGGCCCCACCGGAAAUACGAGGGCGCUUGAAUACCUUCCCGCAGUUCACUGGUUCUGUUGGAAUGUUUUUAUCAUACUGCAUGGUUUUCGGAAUGUCGUUGACAUAUGCACCGAGUUGGAGGCUAAUGCUUGGGGUUCUCUCGAUUCCUUCUCUUGCAUAUUUUUUUCUUACAUUGUUUUACUUGCCUGAAUCUCCAAGAUGGCUGGUCAGUAAAGGUCGAAUGAAAGAGGCUAAACAAGUUUUACAAAGACUACGUGGCAGGGAAGAUGUCUCAGGUGAAAUGGCAUUGCUAAUGGAGGGUUUAGGUGUUGGAGGUGAAGUAUCUAUAGAAGAGUAUAUAAUUGGUCCGGACCAUGAACUUGCUGACAACCAUGAUGAGAAAGAUCAGCUCAAGUUAUAUGGAGCCGAAGAGGGUCUUUCAUGGAUAGCAAAACCUGUGACUGGACAAAGUACUCUAGGUCUGGCUUCCCGUCACGGGAGUAUGGCAAACCAAAGCAUGCCUCUUAUGGAUCCGUUGGUCACUUUAUUUGGCAGCGUACACGAGAAACUUCCGGAAAUGGGAAGCAUGCUCUUUUCGAAUGUUGGCAGCAUGUUCAAUAUAGCAGAGAAUCAAGGUAAAACUGAUCACUGGGAUGAAGAAAGCCAAAAGGACGAGGAAAAUCAUCAUACGUCUGAUGGUUCUGGUGCAGAAUCUGAUGACAAUUUGAGAAGCCCGUUGCUCUCACGUCAAGGUACAAAUGCCGAAACAAAUAUUGGGCCCCCAACCUCAUUAAGCAUGAGGCAAGGCAGCAAUUUCAUGCAAGCAAAUGAGCAAGCCAGCAUGGGUAUUGGUGGUGGUUGGCAACUAGCGUACAGAAAAGACGAGACAAAAGAAGGAGCACUUAAAAGGAUUUAUUUACAUGAAGAAGGAGGAGGCACUGGAUCACGGCGAGGGUCCAUUAUUUCCCUUCCUGGAGAUGCUCAUGCAGAUGGUGAAUUCAUUCAUGCUGCUGCUUUAGUGAGUCAGUCUGUUCUUCGUGCGGAGAGCCUCUUGGGCGGUCAACAGUCUAUCGUAGAAGCAGUUGAGAAACAAUCUGAAAAUGUUACGAAGAAGUCAGUCUGGAAAGCACUUCUCGAGCCGGGAGUCAAGCAUGCACUAUUUGUUGGAGUUGGAAUUCAAAUACUUCAGCAGUUUUCUGGAAUCAACGGGGUUCUUUAUUACACUCCUCAAAUUCUUGAGCAAGCAGGGGUAGGUGUUCUGCUAUCAAAUAUGGGAAUUGGUUCUGACUCUGCGUCUCUCCUCAUAAGUGCUGUCACAACUUUGUUAAUGCUUCCCAGCAUUGGUGUUGCAAUGAGACUAAUGGACUUAGCUGGCAGAAGGUGGCUUUUGCUGGCUACUUUGCCCGUCUUGUUAGCGUCACUUGUUGUGCUAGUCCUUGGCAAUGUUAUUAAAAUGGGCGAGGUAAUGCACGCCGUGAUCUCCACCGUUAGUGUUGUGGUCUACUUCUGCACGUUCGUUAUGGGGUUCGGUCCGAUCCCAAAUAUCCUCUGCUCUGAGAUAUUCCCCACAGGCGUUCGUGGAAUCUGCAUUGCUAUAUGCGCUCUUACUUUUUGGAUCGGAGACAUCAUUGUCACCUAUUCGCUCCCUGUUAUGCUUACCUCCAUCGGACUAGGAGGCGUCUUUGGCAUCUACGCCGUUGUGUGUGCCUUGGCUUGGGUAUUUGUUUUCUUGAAGGUUCCGGAAACAAAGGGCAUGCCCCUUGAAGUCAUAACGGAAUUCUUUGCUGUUGGGGCUAAGAAAGCUUCCUAAAGAAUUACUACUCUAGAGAUUUGAAACUUACAUGCUAGACCUACCGAAACGGUUGGUGAUUUUGCGGAAGGAAGUGAAGUAAUCAGUCAACAAGAUUGUGGUCAGAAAGAUGACUCACUUAACUGUUAUCCAUUUUUCUAUCUUCCUUUUUUCUCUUUGUAACUAGUCUUUCUGCUUGCUUCAAAAAAGGAUCCAGCUCCUUCAGAGUUUCAAGAUUUGGAUAUCAGUUUGCCAUCAGCACCAUCUAAUGUUAAGUUUUGAACAUUUUAUUGAUACACUUGUUUAUUCUCUCUUUCUUCCUAAUCUAAGUAGGCGUUUUGGGCAGUA
Molecule: messenger RNA, 2771 nt
Organism: Lycium ferocissimum
Lineage: Eukaryota; Viridiplantae; Streptophyta; Magnoliopsida; Solanales; Solanaceae
Product: monosaccharide-sensing protein 2-like
Exons: 8
Coding region: 285-2444 (719 amino acids)
Biological process (GO): transmembrane transport
Cellular component (GO): membrane
Molecular function (GO): myo-inositol:proton symporter activity
Source: RefSeq, a predicted model, not a curated record